AUGCGUAGUGAAUCAUCACAAGCAUUCUGUCCGAAAUCUGUAACUCGUACAGUUAAAACUAGUAAACGCAUGAAAGAUUAUCUGAAGAGAAAUGGAAUGUCAAGCAGUUUGAUUUUUGUGUUGCCAAUCUUAUUGGUUAUUGCCUUUCUUCUUUCUGGUAAUAUCCAUAAAUCACUUGUGCGACUUUGGGAAACCGAUCUUUAUUCGCACACUAAUCACAGUCCUUAUCUUUGCCCGAUACGAGGAGAUAAAUGGAUCGUCAUCACCACUAUUCAUUAUCCAACACCUGCCAUUCACAAAUUUCUCAACUUAACCACACCUUGGAAUCUCAUCGUUAUUGCUGAUCGAAAAACACCUUCCGACUGGCUCGAUCAUCUCACUUCACAUAACUCGUCUGCUUCUUCUUCUUCUUCUUCGUCUCGCCUUCUCUUUCUCUCUCUUCAGCAACAACAGUCCCUUCGUUUUCGUAUCCUCCAACAUCUACCUCACGGAUCUUAUGCAAGAAAAAAUCUUGGCUAUCUCAUCGCAAUACAAUGUGGUGCACAGAUCAUUUUCGAGUCAGACGAUGAUAAUCUCGUCGAAACAGGUGACAUUUUCCAUCUUCCAAAACUUCUCCGACCACAACAAUUGCCCUGGCUCGCAUUUCAUCGACAACGAUCACUCUUCGUCAACAUCUAUGCAUCAUUCGGUCAUCCACACAUUUGGCCACGAGGAUUUCCACUCGAACAACUCAGAAAUAUUACCGAAGAUGGAUGGCAUUCACUUCGACAAAACCAACAAAACAUCACACGCGCUUAUAUUCAACAGUAUCUUGCUGAUCUCGAUCCUGAUGUGGAUGCCAUCUAUCGUUUAGCUCAUCCAAUGACUAUCGGUCGUGUUCUGUUCGAUCGUGAUCAGCCUCCCAUUGCUCUCGAACCGUUCACAUUCUCUCCCUACAACACACAAAACACCGUCACACACUACGAAGCAUUCUGGGGCUUGUAUCUUCCUGUGACAACAACAUUUCGUGUUUGUGAUAUUUGGCGAGGCUACUGGGUUCAGCGUCUUCUGUGGGACAUCGGUGGUCAUCUCAUCUUCGGUCGAUCAACUGUUGAACAAGUGAGAAACAGUCAUUCAUACAUCGAAGAUAUGGAUGAUGAGUAUCAAUUGUAUCAUCAAUCUGCUUCGUUUGUUCGUUUUCUUGCAUCAUGGUCAUCGCCAAAUCCUUCGUUAGUGGGACGAAUUCGCGAAUUAGCACGUGACAUAAGUCGAGGCGGAUUUUGGAAAUGGAAAGAAGUCGAGAUCAUGGAUGCAUGGCUGGAGGAUCUUCGUUCAAUUGGUUAUAAAUUUCCACCGAUUAUCAAACCACCACAAAAAUUACCAUCUACUGCUGUGAAACAGAAACGAGCAGCAAUUUGUGUAACCGGUAUUGCUGAAUGUAUUCUUGAAGCAUGGGUUCCAACUUAUAACGUUCUUCGUCGUCGUUUGCCAGGUGAAAUAGACACGUUCUUAUUUCUUUCAUCAUCCAGCUCAACACAAUCUGUGCUCUCCAAAAUUCAACUUGAACAAGCUCGCUCUUAUUUGAAUACGACAGCAACGAUACUCUAUGAAGACCGUAUUAUUGAUCCACGCAUACCGUCGAAUUGUAAAACAUACUAUCAUCCUUGGAUGAACCAAUCACACGUCAUACCAUACUACCAACAAUUAUGGGCACUUGCUGAAUGUUAUGAUUUCAUCAGAGAAUAUGAACAAAAGAUGAACAUUCGUUACGAUCUUCUUAUACGAGCACGAUCUGAUUCAACUCUAGCUAACGUUUCAACGCAGUUAUCAAAUCUCAACAAUUUCACUAUUUUCAUUCCGGAUGAAAAUCAUUUCGGUGGUAUUAACGAUCGUUUUGCUAUAGGACCUAUGUCAGCUAUGGAAAAAUACAUGAAACGAUGGCAUCAAUUGAAAACGUGCGCAAUACAGAAUCUACACGCUGAAACAUUCUUAAAGAUGUUAUUAAUUCGCUUGGGUGUCCACGUUCAACAAGAUCGUACUUUAUCCUACCAAGAAGUUCGACAUGGACGUGAUCAAUGUCAUUGA
Messenger RNA from Adineta ricciae, 2064 nucleotides. The record is from the annotation of a GenBank genome assembly. NCBI's taxonomy places the organism in Eukaryota, Metazoa, Rotifera, Eurotatoria, Adinetida, Adinetidae.